This is a messenger RNA of Ilex paraguariensis (yerba mate), 1129 nucleotides long. NCBI's taxonomy places the organism in Eukaryota, Viridiplantae, Streptophyta, Magnoliopsida, Aquifoliales, Aquifoliaceae. The record is from the annotation of a GenBank genome assembly.
AUGAUAUUGUCAUUCCUAUAUCGAUUUGAUUGGCUUGCUUUAGCAAAUUCAGAGGUUUUGAUAUCAAUUGGCAGUCUCUCUACAUUCAGAGCAGUUAUGCUUCUUGUUAGGGCUUCUUCAUCUCUGUUCAUUUCACCAGAGGAUUUCAAUCUUUUUCAUGCAAUGGACAGGGAGCUUUACACCCUCCUUAUAACCGAUCUUUUGCGUGAUCCUUUAGACUCUAUGCAGAUCAUGGCUCUUUGGCUCUGGUUGGAGAGACAAGGCAACAGAAACAAUGUCAUAAAAAGGAUUUUGUCCUUACCCCAUGUUUUCAUAAAUGAACUUGCAGAUGAGGCUGUAACAUGCCUCAAGUGCAUUAGUAACACUCAGUUUCUGCUCUCAUCCAAACACAAAGAGAUUCCACUGACAAAAAGCCUCAUGAAAAAACAGAUUUCUCUCCAAUAUUUCCAUGAAAAUCAGCUCAUUGUAAUGAGUGAGGUGGCCAAAAUUGUAACUGAAGUUUGCAUGAAGGCUUUUACAGACAUCUUGCAAGAAGCCAUGAGGAAAAAUGCUGCACAAAACUCGGCCGAAAGCCAGAUGAUGAUGUCACCUGCUGUUGACCAGUCCUUGAUUUAUGGCUUUUCUCAGUUGGCAGUCGGAGUUGAUAUCAGCCAGGGAAGAACCCAUUUUAAUGAAGUUCCACCGGAUGACAGGACCAUGUUCGUUACGUUUUCUAAAGGCUAUCCGGUAGCUGAAUGGGCAGUCAGGGAUUUCUUCACUAGGAUGUUUGGCGACUGCAUUGAGUCUGUCCACAUGCAGGAGGUGAAGCCUGAGGAGCAAUCACUCUAUGCUCGAAUCGUGUUCUAUACUCCUUCCAUUAUAGAACUGGUUCUCGAUGGGAUGAUAAAAGCAAAGUUUACCAUCAAUGGGAAGCACGUUUGGAUGCGCAAAUUUGUGCCAAAACACUCGACCUCCUCGCCCCUGCUACUGCUGCCGGAGGAUUUGCCAGGCAGUGUCUAGUUCUUAUCUGUGUGUUUAUGUUUUUCUCUACUUGGUUGUGUACUCUUGUUUUCAAUAUGCAAUGUAUGAAAGUAUGCAGAAGGGUAUUGUAGUAAAGCUUUCAGUGUACAGCCUUGUUUUUCACUUUGCA